AUGGCGGAAUCACGUCCGAACAAGAACUACCCCUACCAGGCGUACGAUUCCGCCACGUGUCUGCUCGACACAUCCAUGCCGUCUGUGGCGCAGAUCACGGGGUGGGAGCUGGUGCCGGCAUUCAACGCCAUGGCGCUCAUGAAGGCCGUCAGCAUGCAGCCCGUCGUCGCCUUCAUCAGCGCCUCCACCUCAGACUUCGCGAUGUACAAGAGCCGCGAUGUGCUCAGAAUCUACGACGGCGUGUGCUUGACGGAGGUGAACCACGCGGUGGUGGUGGUGGGCUUUAACUACACGGGGCCGGACCUCAAAGGCAGCUACUGGAUCAUCAAGAACUCGUGGUACACCACGUGGGGCGACCGCGGCUACAUGUACCUCGCCAUGACGCCCGACGUGCGCGGGAAAUGCGGCAUCCUAUCGUACGUUUCCCGUGUUUGCGCUCAACCGUAUUAG
Molecule: messenger RNA, 450 nt
Organism: Closterium sp. NIES-65
Lineage: Eukaryota; Viridiplantae; Streptophyta; Zygnematophyceae; Desmidiales; Closteriaceae
Source: the annotation of a GenBank genome assembly